This is a messenger RNA of Aspergillus homomorphus CBS 101889, 1944 nucleotides long. Its product is annotated as flavin-containing monooxygenase. The coding region runs from base 1 to 1839 and encodes 612 amino acids. NCBI's taxonomy places the organism in Eukaryota, Fungi, Ascomycota, Eurotiomycetes, Eurotiales, Aspergillaceae. Gene Ontology annotation, molecular function: monooxygenase activity; flavin adenine dinucleotide binding. The transcript is spliced from 5 exons. The record is from RefSeq and is a predicted model, not a curated record.
AUGGAAGAAGAAGCCCUUCACCACCACAUCAUCCAACUCCCCACUACCCCCCAAGUAGAUCCAUCCAGCGUCAAUCCAGCCGACAUCGCUGAAGGAUGGCUUGCAAGGUUGGACCUCUACUUGGCUGACAGCAGCGCUGUCCAUCUCUCCGAUCUGUUCCAUGAAGACAGCUGGUGGCGUGACAUGCUUGCCCUAGAUUGGGAUUUCCACACCAUCCGGGGCCUGGAAAACGUUCAGAAGUACCUCGACCAGCACCAACCCCGAGUAAAACUGCAGGGCCCGCGCCUGCACGGCGAGGGCGGAGGAGAGCCUGCACUCGAUACCCCCUUUCCUGGGUUCACCUGGAUCACGGCCAUGUUCGCCUUCGAAUCCCGAGUGGGCCACGGGCGCGGUGUCUUCUACCUCACUCCGACCGGGGAGGGAAGUUGGAAAGCGUACUCGGUGUACACUGCCCUGCAAGGACUGCAUGGUGUGGAGGAGAAGCUGGGUCUUCAACGGCCAGAGGGGACGAUCGAGUCGAUGUCUGGAGGCUUGGCUCAGGGUAACUGGCUGGAGCGGCGCCAGAGGGAGAUGGACUUUGUCGACGACCACCCCACAGUUUUGAUCGUUGGAGCAGGCCAAGCAGGACUGAAUCUGGCUGCUCGUCUGCAAACGCUGGGUCAAUCAUGUCUGAUCGUGGAGAAGAAUGAUCGCGUGGGAGAUAACUGGAGAAAACGUUAUCGGACCCUCACCACGCACGAUCACAUCGAAACCUGUCACUUGGCUCACCUCCCCUUUCCCAAGACUUGGCCGAAAUAUCUUCCCAAAGACAAGCUGGCGGACUGGCUGGAAGCCUACGCCACGGUUAUGGAAUUGAAUGUCUGGACAUACACCGAGAUUAGAACCGCCGUCUACGUUGAGCAAUCCCAGCAGUGGACAGUCUGCCUCAUACGAAACGGGGUGGAGCGUAUCCUUCAUCCGCGACAUCUCGCAUGGUGCGCUGGACACUUGGGCUUGCCGAAAAUCCCCAGCUUUCCAGGUCAAGCCGGAUUCGAGGGGAAGAUCUACCAUGCGAGUCAGCAUAUCGAUGCCAGACAGCUGGCACCGCAGGGUAAGACGGUGGUGGUGGUCGGGACUGGCAAUAGUGGUCACGACAUCGCCCAGGACUUUUACCAACAGGGAGCCUCGGUGACGAUGCUCCAACGAGGGCCAACAUAUGUCCUGACCGAGAAGAACGGAUUGCCCUUGCUGCCGGAGAACCAUGGGAUUGACGACAAUCGAACUCCUAUUGAGGAGCAGGACAUCCUGUCGGAGAGCCUACCCUGGCCCGUCACAUUGGCACUCUGCGUGGAUCUGACAAAACGCAUCUCCGCUGCCGACGGAGCAAUUCUUCGGGGACUCAGCGCGGUGGGUUUCAAACUGGACUUUGGCAUUGACGGGGCCGGACUUUUGCGCUCGCUGGUGACCCGAGGAGGGGGAUACUAUAUCGACUUUGGCUGCAGCCAGCUGCUGAUUGACCGGAAGAUCCACGUGCAGCACUGUGCGAGCGGUAUUGCCUCUUUGGAUGCAAAGGGCAUGCUUCUCGCCGAUGGGACUUAUCUCCAAGCUGACAUUGUGGUCCUGGCAACGGGGUACGCCAACAUGCGCGACUCAAUCCGCCACACCCUCGGCGACACGGUGGCCAACCAAUGCAAGGACGUGUGGGACUUGGACGAGGAGGGGGAAAUCAAGACGAUCUGGAGACCGAAUGGCCACCCCCAUUUAUGGCUCAUGGGAGGAAGCCUAUCACUGUGUCGAAUCUACUCCCGAUUUGUGGCACUGCAGGUUGCCGCCACUGAACUUGGGCUGACGGCGCAGUGAGGGUGCAUUUGAUUCGAGAGGGACUGUCUGGCUUGCGUGACACAGUUCGCCAGUUCUUUUUCUUUGUCUGCGACGUAAUGUCCAAUAGAAGUCUUUAUGGAGCCG